GGGACAGGUGAGAGCACAGGCACAGAGAUCCAGCGACAUCCUCUCACCUGAGUCAGCCCGGGACAGCAUUUGAAGAUGGUCAAGUCGGUGUUGUCGGUGAUCUUGGUCCUGGUGGCCGUGUCCUCCGUCUUUGGGAAAAAAUACAUCCCCAAGUCUGGCAAGAGGAUUCCUCAGACUCUGUCCAAAGGUUGGGGUGAUCAGCUCAUCUGGGUUCAGACGUAUGAGGAAGGCCUCUAUAUCUCCAGGACAACGAACAAGCCUCUGAUGGUUCUUUUCCACCUUACGGAAUGUCCACACUGCACAGCGCUGAAGAAAGUUUUCUCUGAAGAUAAAGAAAUUCAGAGACUUCUUGACGAGGAGUUUGUUAUCCUCAACCUGGAGUAUGAAACCACGGACAAACAUCUGUCUCCUGAUGGACAGUACGUUCCCAGGAUCCUCUUUGUUGACCCCUCCAUGACAGUGAGGGCUGAGAUCGUUGGACCCUAUAAAAACCGCUAUUAUUCCUACGAACCAACUGACCUCAAACUCUUGCUAAACAACCUGAAGAAGGCGUUGAAGCUCCUCAAGACUGAGCUGUGAGCUCAGACGCUUGCUCAACCCACGGCCCAGAUCCACCCUCCAUCAUCAUCAUCAGACCUUCGCACUGUUUCUUUUCCAAAGCUCAUGUUUGAUUCUUAUUCUUUAUUAUUACUGUACACAUCUACGAUGUAUUUUAAAUAAAAAUUGA
Molecule: messenger RNA, 727 nt
Organism: Solea senegalensis (Senegalese sole)
Lineage: Eukaryota; Metazoa; Chordata; Actinopteri; Pleuronectiformes; Soleidae
Product: anterior gradient protein 2 homolog
Exons: 8
Coding region: 76-579 (167 amino acids)
Cellular component (GO): endoplasmic reticulum
Source: RefSeq, a predicted model, not a curated record